AUGCCAGCAGAUUAUUCCGAAGAAGAGAUCAAGAACGCUCGCGAGGUGUUGUACAAUGAGGGAAUCAAGAUGAGAUACAAGGUGGCCGGAAAAGAGUAUGUCGACCAAGCUUUGAAAGCGGCCGAUCCAGAUUAUGGUCGCCACAUGCAAGAAUAUGUUACACAAGUGUGCUGGGGAUCGAUCUGGACACGACCCGGUCUCGAGCUCAAGACCAGAUCUCUCCUCAACAUAGCCAUGAUGUGCGCUUUGAAUCGCAGUCCAGAGCUCGCCGUCCACACCCGUGGUGCUAUGAACAAUGGCGCCACGGAGGAAGAAAUCAGAGAAGUGGUGUUGCAAGCAAGCUGUUACUGCGGUAUGCCGGCCGGUAUGGAGGCUUUCAAAGUGACGGGGGAGGCUAUCAAGGCAUGGUUUAAGGAGAAGGAGGCGAAGGGGCAUACUGUGGAGAGGCAUAGCGAUGUUGGUGUUGCUGACCGGAUGAAGGAGGAGGGAUUGUAG
Molecule: messenger RNA, 495 nt
Organism: Recurvomyces mirabilis
Lineage: Eukaryota; Fungi; Ascomycota; Dothideomycetes; Mycosphaerellales; Teratosphaeriaceae
Exons: 2
Coding region: 1-495 (164 amino acids)
Molecular function (GO): peroxiredoxin activity
Source: RefSeq, a predicted model, not a curated record